This is a messenger RNA of Closterium sp. NIES-65, 1482 nucleotides long. The record is from the annotation of a GenBank genome assembly. NCBI's taxonomy places the organism in Eukaryota, Viridiplantae, Streptophyta, Zygnematophyceae, Desmidiales, Closteriaceae.
AUGGCAUGGCAGAUCGGGGUGAAGAGUGAGUGGAAGCCACCGCACGGCCGGCUGGUGCUCUUCCUCGGCAACAAGGAGACGGCGCCGCUCACCGCUCUCACCGCCUCCACACCGCCCACGCCUGGCCUGCGAGUCAUCCUCUCGCCGCUGCCUCAAGUCAUCCCCCCCCGCGCCCAGAUCCAGCUACCAGUGGAGGCGGCAGCAGUGCUGGUACCCAGGGAGGCGCCGCGCCUGGACAUGGCGUACACGCUGCCGUCGGGCACGCGCGUGCCGCUGCGCCUGCACCUGCCCGUGGCGCUCUGCAAGGCGCUGCUGCCGGCGUCGCUGUCCUCUGCUGACUUCUUUGCUCGCUGGAAGACCCUCUCUGCUCCGCCGCACAAACAGCAAGUCGUGCUGAGAGGAGUGAAGCCGCUACCGCUGCCUGCACUGGCACAGCUGCUGGCAUCCAUGCGCAUCAACCCACUGCCCAACCUGGUCAGACCCGCCGUGCCGCCUCUCCCGCUUUCCACCACCAACCCUUUGCUCUUUCAACCCCCCCUCCGUUUCACAAUUUCUGGCAUUUUCCACCCCAUCCCCCUCUAUCCUCGCUCACCCUCUCCCCCACUCACCCCUCUUCUCAUCCCUUUCCCCGUCCCUCUCGCCCUCGUGCUCCCCUCUCCCCCCAUGGGCGCACCAGGACCCAAACCCCAACAACUUAGUGGCGUGCUGCACGUUGCAUACAGAGACCACCCCGCCCACCCUCCUCCUCGUAAGCUGCUACCCCCGUGCUCUCCUCCCAACGCCUUCCUGCCUCUCACUGCGCGUCUGGAGACGGACCCAGCGGACCGCUCGCAGCUGCGCCUCACCUGCGCCUCCUCCGACCCCACCGCCUCCGCUGCGCUGAAGGAAUUUAUCAGCGACAACAUCAGUGAGCUGCCGCCAGCCUGGCUGCAGCCGCCCCCAGUGGCCGCCCAGCAGCAGCAAGGGGGAGCCGCAAUGCUCGCCCUGCCCUGGUCCGGUGCCCCUGCUGCUGCUGCUGUUUCUUCCCCUCCUGGCCCCACUGCCCUCGCCCCCUCGCCCGCUGCCCCUCACAUGGUGCUUCCGGGGGGUGCUCCUCCCCCUGCUGCUGCCGGCAUGGCACCCAUGCUGUAUGGGGGCAUGCCCAUGCAGGGGCCUGAGAUGGGCAUGGCUGGACCCAUGGGGAUGGCAGGGCCAGGCAUGCCUCCUCCCAUGCAGAUGGGCGGCGGCAUGGGUAGGCCGGGUGGCAUGGGGCCGGGCGGCAUGGGGCCGGGCGGCAUGGGCCCAGGCGGCAUGGGGCCGGGCGGCAUGGGCCCAGGCAGCAUGGGGCCGGGCGGCAUGGGCCCAGGCGGCAUGGGGCCGGGUGGCAUGGGCAUGGGGGGGCAGAUGCCCAUGCACGUGGGGGGGAUGCCUGGUGCCAUGGGCAUGCCAGGUGCCAUGCCGGGUUACAGGCCUGGAGGGCCUGCUUCCGGGUCCCUGCUCUGA